AUGAUGGUGUCAGCCCUGUGCGGUCUACGCUUCAUUCGGUCUUUUGGUCGACGAAAACUUUUGAUGAGCUCAAGUAUGGGUAUGACUAUCUGUCUGAGUAUCAUGACAGCCUGCACAGCACAUCACAAAAACAACCCUGCUGUGGGUGGUAUUGGAAUUGCGUUCUUAUACCUGUUUCUAGUUGUUUUUGCAUUUGCCUGGACCCCGAUGCAAGCGCUCUAUCCGAGCGAGGUCCUUGCAUACAACGAGCGUGCCAAGGGCCUUGCAUUUAUGAACUUCAUGUUGAAUGCUGCAAAUGUUUUGAACACCUACGUUCCUCCCAUUGGCAUCGCGAACUGUAGCUGGCGUUUCUACUUUAUGUAUAUUGCAUGGGAUGCGUUUGGUGUUGCGGUCAUAUACUUCACGUUUGUUGAGACAAAGGGCUGGAAUUUGGAAGAGAUUGACGAGUUAUUCCAUUCGAGAAACCCAGUGAAGAAGAGUCUGGAAAAGCGAGAUUGA
Messenger RNA from Penicillium lagena, 498 nucleotides. RefSeq lists its product as uncharacterized. The coding region runs from base 1 to 498 and encodes 165 amino acids. Gene Ontology annotation, molecular function: carbohydrate:proton symporter activity. Lineage: Eukaryota; Fungi; Ascomycota; Eurotiomycetes; Eurotiales; Aspergillaceae. Gene Ontology annotation, biological process: transmembrane transport; carbohydrate transport. The transcript is spliced from 2 exons. The record is from RefSeq and is a predicted model, not a curated record. Gene Ontology annotation, cellular component: membrane.